AUGGGCAAGUAUAAAGGCUACCAUGAUACAAUUACAGCAUUAUACAAUCUUAAAACAACAAAUGAAGAAGAGUUAAGAAGAACAUACCAAAACAUCAAAAUAAAUUUAAUUGAUACUACAUUGCUCAAACCAAAUAGGAUUGUUAACAUUAUUUCAUCUAUUCCACUUUCAAAUUCUUAUCAAUACUAUUCGUAUUUGACAAUCCUCGAAAAAUUGAAUCAUGAAUAUCCAGGUAUUGAUCAAGAAAUAAUAAAUGAUUAUAAAAAAUGGAGCAACCAUUAUGAUCCUCUUAAUAAAAAUACUAUUUACAAAGCAAUAAUGAAUGAUGAUAUAAAGUCAUUUGUUUCAUUUACAGAGAGAGAAGGCUUUGAUCAAAGUCAUACGGAAUUGCAUUAUUUCACAUCAUCUGAUUAUAUAUUAUGCACAUUGAUGGAAUUUUGUUGUAUUCAUGGAGCUGUUAAUUGUUUUAAGUUCCUAAGAACAGAAUUUAAAUCAGUAAUCACCGAACAAUGUCUUGAACUCUCAUUUUUAAGCGGAAAUCUUGAUAUAAUGAAUGAAUGUUUGAAAGUACAAAGACCAAACCAAAAAUGUAUGAAAUAUGCUAUUAUUUCACAUAACAUUGAUUUUGUAACAUUUCUCAUGAAUGAAUACAAAGUAGAAAUUAAUUUAGAAUAUUGUGCUAUCCACAAUAAUAUUCAAGCAUUUUUAAUUUAUUUAGAUCAAACAAAGAAUAUGAAAAAAUGUUUUGUUUAUUCUCCUUUGUUUGCUAUGAGUUCACUUUGUGAAUAUUUUAUCUCAAAUGGAAUUGAUGUCAAUGCUCAAGAUAAUUUGGGAUGUACAGCUCUUCAUUAUGCAGCCAGCGAAAAUAUUUUCGAAUCUGAAAAAUAUUUAAUUGCGCAUGGAGCCGAUGCUAACCUUACAAAUGAACAGGGAAAAAAUGCUCUCCAUGCUGUAGCAGAAAAUAAAUGUAAAAAUGUUCUAAAAUGUCUUAUUUCAAAAAUCAAAAACAUCAAUUCAAAAGAUAGCAAGGGAUUGACCGCACUUCAUUAUUCUGCAGAAAAUGGAUUAAUGAAUACUACCAAAAUGCUAAUUAGAUAUGGUGCCGAUAUAAAUAUGAAAGACAAUGAUGGAAAUACUCCUCUGUACUAUGCAGUAAAAUCAUAUAAUUGCGAUGUUGUGAAAUAUCUUAUCUCAAAAGGAGCAAAUUUAAAUUCUAAAAAUAAUCAAAACAAAACUGUUCUUCAUACAUCAAUUGAAAAAUUUUUAUAUUCAAUGGUUGUCAUUCUAGUUUCAUAUGGCAUAGAUUUGGAUUCUCAAGAAUUUCCUUAUCUUAACUAUACUUUUGAAUAUUAUUGUAAAGAAGUUGUUAUGUUUCUAAUUUCACAUGGUGUUCCCAUUAAUCAACAGGACAGAAAUGGAGAAACUGCUCUUCAUUAUGCAGUAAUGAAAAAUAAAGGAGAAAUAGUAGAGUUCAUGAUUUCAAACGGUGCAGAUGUUAAUGCAAAAAAUGACACUUCAAUUACACCUCUUAUGUAUGCUUCAUUUGCUGGUAACAAAGAAAUUAUGGAAAUCCUCAUAACAAAUGGGGCUGAUGUAAAUCUCCCCGGUCUAAAUGGGGCUACUCCUUUGUUUUCAGCAACUAUAUGUGAUUCAAUAGAAAUUACAGAAUUGCUUCUUACUUAUGGUGCCGAUAUAAAUACAAAAAAUAAUGGUGGACAAACUCCUAUUUUUUAUGCAAUAAAACACAACACUGUAAGAUAUUUGGAAUUUCUUUUAACACAUGGUGCAAAAAUCGAUGAAAAGGAUUAUGCAAAUACAACACCUCUUCUCAUUGCAGCGAAAAAUUGUAAUACUGAUGCAUUUCAAUGGCUUGUCACUCAUGGAGCGGACAUUAAUGCCAGGGAUAAGAACAAGAAAACUGCGCUUCACUAUGCCAUAAAUAAAAAUGGAAAUGAAAUUGUCCAAUUUCUUAUUGCACAAGGCCUAAAUGUCAAUGAAAGAGAUAUAGAAGGAAAAACUCCACUUCAUAUAGCAGCAGGUAAAAAUUUGGAAGAAAUUGUAAAUUUACUUCUUUUAAAUAAUGCUAAUCCAAAUAUCGAAGAUAAUGAUGGUUGGACUCCCCUCAAUUAUACAGUUCUGAGCAAUAAUGUCAACAUUGGCAAUCUUCUACUAUCAUUUGGAGCAAACAUUAAUUCAAGAGAUCAUUUCGGUCUACCUCCUUUGUAUUAUGCAAUGUUAAAUGGAUCAAAAGAAAUGAUUGAAUUUCUUAAGUCUUAUGAUUCUGAAAAACCAUCAUUUUUGAAAUUUCAAAAAGAAAAGGAUACUUUGCUAUCAGAGGGGAAAAAUGAUAUCAUAUUUUGCACAACUCACAAUUUAAAGUGUAUUUCCUUAAUAUAUUCAAAAUUGAAAGCUUCUUUAUUUAUUUUAUUUUUAUAA
Trichomonas vaginalis G3 is the source of this 2436-nucleotide messenger RNA. RefSeq names its product cyclin-dependent kinase inhibitor 2C-related family. The coding region runs from base 1 to 2436 and encodes 811 amino acids. NCBI's taxonomy places the organism in Eukaryota, Parabasalia, Trichomonadida, Trichomonadidae. The transcript has a single exon. Gene Ontology annotation, molecular function: protein binding. The record is from RefSeq and is a predicted model, not a curated record.